AUGCCUUCCUGCUUUUCAAGCGACAGUGUAUUAACAGGUGAUAAUUCUACUGAAAACACAGAAUACAAUCGAUGUGUUGAUGAUGACUACCUAGUAAAACAGUAUAAACCGCCCGCUCGACAACCUUCGGGACGGAACCUGCCUGCAGCGACCGAGUCACGUGAUGACGUAACAUCCGCUGCUGACCACCUGCCGCGUGAUUAUAGGCUAAGAGGCCGAACGAUGACUCCAUCUGCGGCAUUUUCUGAAGCGGGGACUAGCAUGCUUGAACAUGAAUGA
Wickerhamiella sorbophila is the source of this 279-nucleotide messenger RNA. RefSeq lists its product as hypothetical. The coding region runs from base 1 to 279 and encodes 92 amino acids. NCBI's taxonomy places the organism in Eukaryota, Fungi, Ascomycota, Dipodascomycetes, Dipodascales, Trichomonascaceae. The transcript has 2 exons. The record is from RefSeq and is a predicted model, not a curated record.